AUGUAUUCUACAACUUCCCUUUCUUCCCUAUUCGUUCAUCUGCCUAUUAUAGCUGUCUCGUUCUUUGUCUUUAAGAAAGGAUAUCAAGGUGGAACAUCCCCUCUCCGUUCCUACGUUUCCCAGCAUGCCUCCAAGAGCGACCCGGCGGUGCUGAACCACCCGGCCAUCAAGCGUUUCCUGGAGUCGCCCUCCCGCUCCUCAUCCCCCCUCGACCAGGGCUCGGACACCCACACCCUGAGUCCCUCGGAUUCCAAGUCCCUGUCCCAGCAGGGCGAGGGGCCGGACUGGGAGGUGGCCUGGAGGGAGGACAGGGGCCGCAACACAAGGAAGGUGAGUGGAGUGAGGAGUUAAGGGCCACAUCUCAAUAGGCUGAUGUGGCUUUCUCUCCUCGUGUCCUUUCCUUCAUCCGUACUGAUCUGAAAGACUAGGCUAGAUAAGAGCAAAUUGCCUCCACCUCUCCUGUCUUUUCAGGCCAGUAAAGGAGACAAGGAGAGGGAAGCACUGUAGACUAUUGAGACACACCCAAGAAAAAAAGCGAUCAUAUAAUGAACUUUUUGAUCAGUGCUGCAACCUCUAACGGUCAUUACUAUCACUAUCUCCUUCAUUGAAGGACACGUUUGGUGUCCCAUCAUCAGUCGUAGGGGAGCCGAGGGUGACCAACCACACUACAAGAGACGAGGCCUCUAGGCUCUGCGUGAGGAAGACUAUUGUGGUGGGAAAUGUCUCCAAAUACAUGGCUGAUAUUAUCAAUGAGUUUUCCUGUUUUUUACUCAAUUGAAUCUGAGAGCUUUUCAAGACAAUAAGCAGGUUUCUAUUGGUUUAUUCGACAAAAGCAAUGUCACCAAUUGUUUUUGUUGAGACGUGUAAUGGAAAUGGCCGAUAUAGGAUACAUUUUCUAAAGAUCGACAACAUUUUUAUCCGUUCAACAGGGGUGGAUUUUUCUUCUGUCUAACUUUCUUUAUUGCGACAAAUUAUGGUGGAAAUUGUGUUUUUCUAAUAAAUGAUGAUUGCCAAAUACCUUUGAAGGUACUCGGGGCACGUGAUGUAGGCUAAUCACGUAACAAUAAGCUCCACUCCACAUUUAAUUCUAAAUGCCUACUGCUUGCAAAAGUAUUUUUUUCAAACAAAAAUUAUGUUUCUUUGCAGGACAAGGAUUGUUCUGACUUUCAAGAAUGCCUGAAUUGCUUCGCCUUGCUUUUCUGGUUGGCUGGCAAGUUUCAGUAUCCAAUUAUUUCAGAUCUACAGAAAUGCAAGUUUCACCAUGGCAUGGACUGUGGCGAUACGUUGGUACAUGAGAAUUAUUAGAAUAUGGCAAAUAUUAGUCAAUUAUUGCAUUCUAUUUUUGGAACCUCACCCUAGCAGACAAUUGUCGCAUCUAUUUUCUAUGCAAACUUUCUAAAUGUCGACAAAUGAAUCACUGGACAAGUUGAUGGAAACCUAGCUAGUGGUUCCCAUAAUGUUUUUGUGACACAGUGAACUUUCUAAACCCUUUCACAAUGUAUCUAGUCCUUUGUGACAUACACAGGGAGAUAUGAACAACAGCAGUGUGUUGCAAGCUCUUGGUAUACAGUUGAGUUUCUCAGUACUGUAACCAUUUAGUCAGCACACCUUGUUUUUGUUCCCUCACACUACAGCGAGCAGUUGGGUAACUGGGUGCAUGUCAUGCAAGCCCAAUCUUGAUACAGCACAUAAAGAGCCUCUGUGUCCUGAUCACUGACAUGUUUUCCCCCUGGAUCUCAAACCUGUUUAGGGGUUACAGGGAGACACUAUACCAGAACACAACAACUAGGCCAUGACCUCUGUCAUAAGGUGUCAUAACAGUGACAUAAAACAGUAAUUACUACUUAUGUCACCUGACUUCACAAAGUAGCUAGAAUUACUAUGUUCAAAAGUUAUAUCAUGUACUACCAUGGCCUAUGAAAUAUAUUUGGAAUUGGUUUACUCUUUUUUGAAAGGUUUAAGUGCCCUGUUUCUCUGGGAUCCCAUUAACGAGAGAGAGAGUCUCCAUCCCCCCCCCCCCCCCCCCCGUGAGGCAGCUCCCUCACUCUCCCCCUGCGAGGCAGCUCCCUCACUCUCCCCCUGCGAGGCAGCUCCCUAACUCUCCCCCUGCAAGGCAGCUCCCUCCCUCCAUCUGUCAUUCAGAGGAUAACAAACAGAACCAGGGCACUAGUGCAGAGUGACUGACAGCUCUGCUACACAGCCCUUGCUGCCCACCUGCCUCCCACACUUUAUCUCUCUUCCUCCUUGUGUUUUACUCUCUCUACUUCUCUCCUUUCUCCCCCAUCUGCUUUCUGCCUCCUUCAUCUCCCCCUUCUUCCCUAUCUUCCCUGCUCUGUCGCUCCUCUCUCCCUCUCUCCCCCCUCUCCUCUCUCCCCCUCGCCCCUCACUCUCUCUCUCCCUCCCUCUCUCCCUCUCGCCCCUCUCUCUCCCCUCUCCCUGUAUCAAAUGAUUCAGCCUUAGUUGCUAUUGCUGCUAUGUAAUAUUAUGCAAAUAGAAACCAUUCCCUUAUAUCUCACAGUCUCCCAGGUAUAUCCCCCCUGAUAAACACGAGGAGAAUGACUAG
Messenger RNA from Coregonus sp. 'balchen', 2563 nucleotides. NCBI's taxonomy places the organism in Eukaryota, Metazoa, Chordata, Actinopteri, Salmoniformes, Salmonidae. The record is from the annotation of a GenBank genome assembly.